Molecule: messenger RNA, 1098 nt
Organism: Rhizopus microsporus ATCC 52813
Lineage: Eukaryota; Fungi; Mucoromycota; Mucoromycetes; Mucorales; Rhizopodaceae
Product: nucleotide-diphospho-sugar transferase
Exons: 3
Coding region: 1-1098 (365 amino acids)
Biological process (GO): protein N-linked glycosylation; cell wall mannoprotein biosynthetic process
Cellular component (GO): Golgi apparatus; membrane
Molecular function (GO): alpha-1,2-mannosyltransferase activity
Source: RefSeq, a predicted model, not a curated record
AUGCUUACUGUUAAAAGAGUGAUAGGAGUAGCAAGCCUACUAAUUGUCACUUUAUUACUAUUAUUUAUUCAAUAUGUAUUUGUAAAAGAGAAUAGACAACCACAACAGUUAACAAACAACUCAGACGAGUGGUAUUAUGAUAACCCAUCCACAUUAACAUAUCCACAUGAUCGAUUCAAGGCUGCUCUUUUCACCUUUGUCAAGAAUGAUACAGCAUCACUAACAAAACUAAGACACACCAUUCGAAAUAUAGAAGAUCAGUUCAAUAAAGAGCGAGGAUAUCCUUAUAUUAUCUUUACUGAUCAAGACCUAUCGCAUGAAUAUAUGGAGUUGGCAAGCUCUUUAACAAAAGCCACUGUUAGAUUCGAAAAAGUUGACAGUGACUUUUAUGGAUAUCAUCCAGAGACGGAUCAGGACCGAGCAGCGCAGACAAGAGCUAAUAUGAGCCAGAUCAUGUUUGGUGACAGUGAAGACUAUCGAUUUCAAUCAAGGUUUAUGGCAGGAACGAUUUACAGACAUCCUAUCAUGCAGGAGCUGAAUUUCGGCUGGAGAUUUGAAGCAGGAACAGAGUACAUUUGUCCCAUUGAUCAAGACCUAUUUCAGUACAUGUAUGAAAACAACAAGACGUUAUCAUUCGUUAUAGCACUGUACGAGUAUGCUGAAACUAUACCUACUUUAUACGAAACAGUACUUGAUUUCGCAUCACAGCAUAAUGAAUGGAUAACAUCUAAUCAAGAUCCUGAUUCACUUUGGAAAUUUAUACAAGAUCCUUUCACCAAAAACUUUAACGGAUGUCAUUUGUGGAAUAAUUUCCAGAUAUCCAAUCUUGACUUUUUCAAAAGUGAAAAGUAUCAGCAGUAUUGGGAAUAUAUAGACAGCUCAAAUGGAAUAUUUUAUGAAAGGUGGGGUGAUCCAAUCAUUCAAUCCUUGGGUGCUGUGUUAUUCUUGACAAAGAAAGACAUUCAAUUCUUCGAUACGGUCGGAUACAGAGUAGCCAAUUCAUUUACACAUUGUCCAGCCAACUACUUUAAAUGUACAUGCAGGCCUGAACAGAACUUUGAUUUUAAUGGAUAUAGUUGUCUACGGUUUUAUUUUUAA